Micropterus dolomieu (smallmouth bass) is the source of this 1562-nucleotide messenger RNA. It is a transcript of the gene creld2, whose product is annotated as cysteine-rich with EGF-like domains 2. NCBI's taxonomy places the organism in Eukaryota, Metazoa, Chordata, Actinopteri, Centrarchiformes, Centrarchidae. Gene Ontology annotation, molecular function: calcium ion binding. The transcript has 10 exons. The record is from RefSeq and is a predicted model, not a curated record. Bases 172 to 1269 code for a protein of 365 amino acids.
ACUACUUUGCUGCUUUGAGUAGAUAACGCUAACUUAGAUUUAAUGUUAAGAACAGCUCAUUUACGUGUGUCCGAACCGUGUGGUGAAGGACUUUAAUAUUAGUUGAAAGCUUGCUUGCGAGUGGCUUAAGUGUGUGUCCUGAUAUGAAAGUGUCUGAAUUGGUCGGCUGAGAUGCUGUCCACCGGUCCAGAGCUGCGGCUACUGCGGCUAUUGUCUUGUGUAACUCUUGUUUUACUUUUUCAAGUCACUGACACCAAGAGAGAUUUAAAUGCCUGUUCCACCUGUCGGCAAAUUACUGAUAACUUCAACAAGGGCUUUGACAGAACAGCAAAGCAGAAUUUCGGCGGUGGCAACACAGCAUGGGAGGAGAGAAAACUGUCUAAAUAUGAGACCAGCGAGAUUCGUCUGAUGGAGAUCGUGGAGGGGCUGUGUGACAGCAGCAGCUUUGAGUGCAACCGCAUGCUUGAGGAGCACGAAGACCAUUUUGAGACUUGGUGGUUCAAGAGGAAAACGAAACAUCCUGAUCUGCAUAAGUGGUUCUGCAUUGAAACCAUCAAAGUGUGCUGCCCAAAGGGAACAUUUGGACCGGACUGCAAUGCCUGUGUGGGGGGCUCUGACAGACCUUGUCAUGGAAACGGGAUGUGUGAUGGCGACGGGACUCGUGGAGGGAACGGAAAGUGCAGCUGUGACCACGGUUAUAAAGGGGAUUUUUGCCUGGACUGCAUCGAUGGCUACUUCAACGAAGUGAGGAACGAAACCUUUUCUCUGUGCACAGAGUGCCACUCCUCCUGCAAAACCUGCACCGGAGCAACCAAUCAGGACUGUGAUGAGUGCAAAGAAGGCUGGGAGGAGGAUGACCAGGAGGCUUGUAUUGAUAUAAACGAGUGCUCUAAAGACUCCUUUCCGUGUGAAGAAGAUGAGUACUGCCUCAACACGGAAGGCUCUUUCUCCUGCAAGGCCUGUGACAAAGCGUGCUCCGGCUGCACGGGAGCCAGUCCUGAUAAGUGCCAGGCUUGUGCCAGCGGGUACCAAGACACAGAGGGCACUUGCACAGAUAUCGAUGAGUGUUCCCAGCCAGAGUCGGUAUGCACUCUGGAGCACCAGGAGUGUGUCAACAAUAAAGGCAGCUAUGUUUGCAUCUGCUCGACUGGAUAUGAGGAGCAAGAUGGCGAGUGUGUCCAAACACUACAGCCAGAAAAAGAGGAAGAGUCAGAAGAGGUAGAGUCUGAAGCAUCCGAGACGACCGCGAGUCCACAUGGAGAGCUUUGAUGCAAAAAAACAGGAAGAAUGGUUGGAAUUUCUGCACAUCUGAAGCCGCUCAUGUAUUUAAUUAUCGACUACAUGCACUUAAUGUACCAGCUGCACUUAGAACCAACAAAAGCUGCCAAGACAGUGUUUUCCAGCAGUGGAUCGUGGAUUAAAGGACAAAAAAAGAGACAUUUUAUGCUCUCAGUAUGCUGGUCAUUGUUGCUUUUCUCUUCUGAGCUCACCACUUGUCUUUAUUUGUUGUAUGGUUUUAAAAUCAAAGGUGUUUCAAUAAAGGUUAAUUAUGUUGAAUUGAA